GGUACUCCUACACAAGCCGUGCCCGCCGACUCCGACAUCGUCAUGACCACAUGUCUCCAGAGGAAGCUACUCGAAUAAGACGGAAUUGAACCUGUGCAAUAGAAAGCCUGCUACCCCAACUCGAUCCAUAAAGUACCUUCUGGUGCAAUCUCUACAAAAAAGGAAUCAGUAUCUCAUUUUUGUAAGCACAAAAAGCAAAGGAAUCAGUGCCAAGAAACAUUACAGACGCCCAAACGCAUCAAUCUGCCCCGCACCGCUAUCACCUACCCUAUCUCUUGAGAGCGGUACGGUUGUCGACAAUCACACCCGCGGCCCCAUUCCCAUCACCCCUAAAUCCAUGGCACAAUCAACCGCCCACCGCCGUCUCCUACAGGAGUACCGCGCCUUGACAAACAACCCACCGGACGGCAUAACCGCCGGGCCCGUUAACGAAGAUGACCUCCUUCACUGGGAGGCCAUGAUCCAGGGUCCCGAGGGCACGCCGUUUGAGGGCGGCGUCUUCCCCGCCGAGCUGCGUUUCCCCAAGGACUACCCGCUCGCACCCCCGACGAUGAAAUUCUUAGGCGAGAUAUGGCAUCCUAAUGUCUACCCAAGCGGCCUCGUCUGCAUCUCCAUCCUUCACCCACCCGGCGACGACCCCAAUCACUACGAGCACGCGUCCGAGCGCUGGUCUCCCAUCCAGUCGGUCGAGAAGAUCUUGAUCUCUGUCAUGAGCAUGCUGGCCGAGCCCAACGACGAGAGCCCUGCCAACGUCGAGGCCGCAAAGAUGUGGCGGGAGCGCAGGGCUGAUUACGAGCAAAAGGUCCGCGACUCUGUUCGUAGAAGUCUGGGCUUGUAAGGCCUCUGGGCCAGCUGAAUAUGAAAAUAAGACGAAAUAAAACAAAAAUAAGAAACGCUACAUGUUAUGCCCACUGUAUCACUAUACCGCACGAUAACUGUGGGAUAUUCCAUGGAACAAUAACACCGUAGCUCGCAAAGUAUAUCAUAUAAACCAUCGGUGCUAGAGUCCGUAGCAUGAGCUCAUUAAAGUUUGAAAUUCAAAACCAAG
Molecule: messenger RNA, 1048 nt
Organism: Pyricularia grisea
Lineage: Eukaryota; Fungi; Ascomycota; Sordariomycetes; Magnaporthales; Pyriculariaceae
Exons: 3
Coding region: 338-838 (166 amino acids)
Cellular component (GO): cytosol; endoplasmic reticulum
Source: RefSeq, a predicted model, not a curated record